Cryptosporidium ubiquitum is the source of this 1155-nucleotide messenger RNA. RefSeq lists its product as uncharacterized. The transcript has a single exon. The record is from RefSeq and is a predicted model, not a curated record. NCBI's taxonomy places the organism in Eukaryota, Apicomplexa, Conoidasida, Eucoccidiorida, Cryptosporidiidae. Bases 1 to 1155 code for a protein of 384 amino acids.
AUGAAUGAAGAACUUAAAAAUAUUGAUUCGUGGAGAGGCUCCGUUACCGGAGCAACUCUGAGAAUGAAUAAUCCAAAAAUAAACGAAAAUACUAUUUCCUUUUUUAGAACAGGAACAUUUAACCUAUUGAUUGUUCAAAUAAUUAUGAUUUCAAUAAUGUGCAUAUUCAUAUUCAUUGGUGUUUCUUUGCAUGUAGUUAAACUUAAGAAAAUACAUGCAGACGAAUAUAUGUCACAUUUCAACUUAGAUAUCAAUACGAGCAAUAUUCUAAUGGAAAAUUUGAAGUCAAUAGAGAGAUCUAUGGGCCAAAUGUCAUUUUUUAAGGUACUGAAAAGUAACUUAGAUUUAUCAAUACCGAACAAAAAUAGUAAAGACGGUAAUAUUAUUUUUUGUGGUGGCAUUCACAAACGCGGUACGAAUUGGUCUGAAGAAGUAAUGAAUGCUACAAAAAAGACUAUUGAAAUAGCACUAGGCAAUGGAGUACUGAUCGAAUUUAAAAGAGGUCUGGUAUUUGCAAUAAAUGCAGUUGAUAUUGAAACUAAUAAUAUUGGUAUUAACCAAGAUCAUCUUACCCAACCGAAUAAUAGCUCAAUGUUAUUCAAAUUAUUCUUGGAAUCUAGUGGGUAUGUAUCUCCUUGUUACAUGUUUGGAAAAAGAUUAUAUUCUUAUAUUUUGGGAAAGAAUUCUGGAUUUCUAGGAUAUUUGAUGGUCACACUACCCUGGUUCUUCUCAAUCUUAUCUCCUCAACCCAUGUUAUUGGUGCAUUUUCCAAGGCUUAUAAUUUACAUUUUAAUCGCAAUGCAUAGAGUUGUAUUUCUACAUAUGAUUAUUAAUGUUGCAGAGAAAAAAUUAUUCUCUUUUGAUUUCUCAGACCAUAUUGUACUGUAUGCAAUGUACAUAUUAAUUAUUUCCAUUGAAUGGUGUGCAGCAGGCUAUAAUAUUAAAAAUAAACUUGUUGUUUCUUGUAUUAGAGGGUACUGCUUAUCAUUAUUAGCAGUAAUUUCAUAUAGUAGUUUUUUCACCGCACUAUAUUUUCACUUCCCUCUUGAAACGCUUGCUGGAUUCAUCAUUGCAUUCUUUGGACUUUUUGGAGUUUUCUGGAUUCUUAUUUUUUUGGACUAUAUCGAUUUAUCUAAAAUAGGGCUUAACAAAUAG